AUGGCGCGAACGAGCAGUAAGGCCAAGCUGUCCCGUGGAAUGGGUGACCAUCCGAAAGUGCGCAAGAAAUCAAAACUUGUGGUGACAUUUGACCCAGAUAAACGUAAGGAGUACCUCACCGGUUUCCACAAGCGAAAACAGGAGCGUCGUCGUUUUGGUUUGGACAUGGAGGCGUACAAGACCAAGAAGCGGCAGCUGGAGAUCAAAAGGCAGCGAAGGGAAGAGCAGAAGGAAAUGAUGGCGGCACUAAAUCUUCUUGAUGACUAUAAGAAGAGGGAUGAGGAGGAGAACGAUGAUCUGGAUGAUGGCGAUGACGCCUGCAGUGCCAAGGCCGUGACUAAAAUUGAAACCUUCAACGAUAGUUUUACACAGGGCAAGUUUGGUGAUAUUGUGACCGUCACGACAUCGGUUGGCAACCUUCAGAGCGAAAGCGAUGAUAGUUGUGAAGAGGAAACCGACGAGUCAAUACAUUCGGCGUUUCAACAAAAGAAAAGUGGUGGUGACAAGGAACAAUAUCUUACACUUUUUCAGCGAAUUCAGCAGCAACGCAAAGGCAAAGCGCUGCCGUCCAAGCGCUCCAAACUCAAAGAUGCGCGUGCUUUUCAGAAGGGUGGAGCUGUCUCUAACAAGAAGCGCGGUGUUGAAGACGGAAAAAACGGUGGAUCUGCCGCUAGCAAGCUUAGUAAACAGCUUAAGAUGAAGCGUCAGCAAAGAGGAGGCAACAAGCGCUACAGAAAGCGGUAA
Messenger RNA from Plasmopara halstedii, 744 nucleotides. RefSeq lists its product as uncharacterized. The transcript has a single exon. Gene Ontology annotation, cellular component: nucleolus. Gene Ontology annotation, molecular function: RNA binding. The coding region runs from base 1 to 744 and encodes 247 amino acids. NCBI's taxonomy places the organism in Eukaryota, Oomycota, Peronosporomycetes, Peronosporales, Peronosporaceae. The record is from RefSeq and is a predicted model, not a curated record.